Protobothrops mucrosquamatus (brown spotted pit viper) is the source of this 678-nucleotide messenger RNA. RefSeq lists its product as uncharacterized. Gene Ontology annotation, biological process: signal transduction. NCBI's taxonomy places the organism in Eukaryota, Metazoa, Chordata, Lepidosauria, Squamata, Viperidae. Bases 1 to 678 code for a protein of 225 amino acids. The transcript has a single exon. The record is from RefSeq and is a predicted model, not a curated record.
AUGAUCGUGGUCCUGAGCCCCGACUAUCUCCUGGAGAAGAGCAUCAGCCUUCUGGAGUUCAAGCUAGGUCUCCUCUGCCAGAACAACAUUGCCACCAAGUUGGUGGUGCUGGAGUACCAGCCGUUGCCCCAAGCCCACCCAAGCAUCCAGCAGCUGAAGGAAUCCGUGGCCUUCGUGAUCUGGAAGGGCGAGAGGUCCAACCACGUGGGUUCCAAGUUCUGGAAAGCCUUACGUCUAGCGUUGCCUCUCCGGAGUCUCAGCGCCUGCGGCAACGCCGCCUGGAACGAAAGCUGCUCCUCGCAUUCGGACACCAGCUUGGACCCGGUCCAGAAGAAGAGGAGCCGGUUGAAAGGGCCCCCCGCGAAGCCCAAGGGGGUCCCCGUCCAAAGAGGGCUUGCCUCCUUGCCCAGAAGGAAGAGCAAACCGCCUCCCAAGCCGUUCCUGGCCUGCCGCUGCUGCGUGGCCUCCUCCAAGGAGAAGCGCCAUCUCAAGAGCCCCGGCCAAGCGGUAGCCAAGCCCAAGCAGGAGAGGCCGUGCCAGAGGCCGCUGCUGGGAGACUCUGUGGGGGUCCACCUCCAGAAGAAUGGCAAGAAGAAUCCUCCGGAGUCCCAGGGGGCCCCUCUCGGUCGCCAGAGGUUUGCCGAGGUGUCCAAUAACAAUGACUUCUAUGUCCUUUAA